Branchiostoma belcheri (Belcher's lancelet) is the source of this 1831-nucleotide messenger RNA. RefSeq names its product coiled-coil domain-containing protein 33-like. Lineage: Eukaryota; Metazoa; Chordata; Leptocardii; Amphioxiformes; Branchiostomatidae. Bases 5 to 1831 code for a protein of 608 amino acids. The record is from RefSeq and is a predicted model, not a curated record. The transcript is spliced from 11 exons. Gene Ontology annotation, cellular component: peroxisome.
GAAAAUGGCUUCCAGUGUCCCAUCCAUCCAGGACAGAACUCUGAACUUUGAUUUUGACAUUCUGAAUGCCCAAUUCAACCACAACGGGCGCUACUUCCUGAAACUGUCUGUGAAGAACCCCAUGUUUGGUGUAGAUGGCAUCUCUGUACGACUGAACGAUGCGGAACCAGGCCAGGAAAAGGACGAGGCAGAGGAACAAACAGAUAUUGUGGAGCAGACUGAUAUUGAUGCCCUGUCCACCUUCCAGAACCACAAGUUCACCUUCCUCCUACCCAGAGGUUUCUGUAAGAACGAUGAACAACAUGACGUCUUCCUACUGCUGGAGGCCUUCAGUCUCCCUGCAGACAGCAGCGCAGCAGGUCAUAAGGUCGGGGAGGCGAAGUUUGCCAUCUACCCCCGCACCAAUGCCCCGCGGAUCAACCUGAAGGCAAAACACCACGAGGACUUGUACAACUACAGCGGCAUCAUGACAUUACUGAGGACACUCAGUACGGAGUCUAUAUCCAUGCACUGUGGUCGGAUCAAGUAUCACGUGUCCUUCCACGAUAACAGAGAUAAAGCGCCACAGCCUCCACGACAACCGACACCACCAGUACGCCAACCACAGCCGAGAACGCCGACCCCUCCCCCUCAACCGCGUAGGGUGAGAACACCGACACCCUCCCCCCCACCGCCUCGGGAACCCACACCCCCUCCACGCGAGCCGACGCCCCCUCGGAGAGAAGAGCCCCCCUCUCGACUAGACUUUCACGUGGAGUCGCCGGUACCCACAGAUGGCCCAGCUAGGAGGACCACAGACUCAGCCCUGGGUGACUGGCAGAAGCCAGGCAUGUAUGACUCUGGGUUUGCGCACGUUGCCGUCCCGGGGAAAACUGAGCUGUACGUGAUCCUGCACGGUGCCAGAAACCUGCCUGCCCUGGAGGACGGUCGCCAGCCCCUGCCUUUUGUUGCAGUGAAAACACGUAGUGAUGAGCUGGCUAACCGCCCGGCCCAGGGUACCACACGCACACCGAUGCAGGCCACACAUCUGCCCUGGUGGGAGGAGGGAGUCAACGUGGUCAUGCCUGAGUCAGGGGCUCAGGAUGACGCCCUGAUGCUGACAGUGGCAGACAGCCCCACCAAACAGGUGCUGGUUCAGUAUGAGUUACCUGUUCACCACCUCAAGCCUUUCCACCAGUACCAUCUGGAGCUGGUCAAGCAUAGCAAAGCCUCCAAGGAUGGUGCGCGUCUGUACGCCACAGUCAUCCGUAAACACAGCGUGCUUCCCCGACAUCCAACAUUCAUGUACUGUGGACUGGAGGUAUUCCUGCGUGCCAUGGAGCGUCCUGUAGAAAACCCGGUCGGACCUCUUGUGGCAGUCGCUCGCAUCGUUCCAGACUACCACAACUACAAAGAGGAUGUUCUGAUGGCGUCACCUCGGUCUGCCAAUGUGACCUUGAUGACCGUGACCUUCCCCUCCCCUCACCCGUCUUCCUUCAUCGUCCCUCAGCACCAGAAGGGAGGAUAUCCGCAGGUGAGCCUAGCAGCCCGUCCUGAUGAGCAGCCAGUCUGGAACCACUCCUACCUGUUCCACCACAGCAGAGACAAUGCUACCAUCUUCUCACCUACAUCUGCACUGGUCAUCGAGUACUACCCUGCAUCUUCAGUUGUGAGUGAGUCGAGUUGGCACAUGCGCAGCCCUAUAGGUUUCUCCUCCAUACUGCUGGACCAGGAUGUGUACCAUGCCCUGACAUCAGAGCCGGGGAGGCUGGGUGUGCGCGUGGACGGUCUUCUCAUACAGGUCUGUAUAUCAUCAUCCAUAUUGAUGAGUGUGUAUACAGGCUGCAGUUAA